Echinostoma caproni is the source of this 396-nucleotide messenger RNA. NCBI's taxonomy places the organism in Eukaryota, Metazoa, Platyhelminthes, Trematoda, Plagiorchiida, Echinostomatidae. The record is from the annotation of a GenBank genome assembly.
AUGGCCUGUGAUCAAAGUUACUCCCAGAUAAAGAAACAAAUGUUAGCAAUUGUGUAUGCUCCGGAGAAGUUCAGUGAUUACACAUUUGGUCGAUUUACGCAUAUGUACUCGGAUCACAAACCACUGAUCAUGAUUGUGGAUAAACCACUCCACAGAGCACGAAGGAGGUUACAACCAAUGCUAAUACGUCUCAAGAAAUGCAAUUAUGAACUGCAUUACGAACAAGGUAAACACAUGUUUGUGGCUGACACCUUGUCGCGAGCCACACUGCCCGACACAGGGAAGGAACAAAAACUGGAAUCCGUGAAUGCUGCAUUGCCGGUGACGCAGUUCGAGAUGUCUCACAUACAAACUGCAAAUACUGACGAUCCGAGCAUGCAAAAACUCAAGACGUAA